AUGUCCCACCCAGUUCCCGAGCAGAAGUCAUUCGAAGACAUAUGGCACGAGCACUUCGGACAUGGAUACAUUAGAGCGACUCCACGGAGUACUGGGAAAGGCCCAGGUCUGCUGAAUCUCCCGGUUGAAUUGAGACUUGAGAUAUAUCAGCAUCUGGUCGAGAAAACUUGGCUUGGCAAGAGUUCUGUAGCUCCGGACACUUUUAAUAUCGCGGACUUGCUCGAAUGGCGAGACAUUCCGCGCUUCGAACAAGUCUCCCGCAAAUCUUACAGCUGGAUCCUGACGCAUCCCAAAAUCUUCAAUGAAGGCUUUGACUUCGUUGUGGCUAUGCAUGAGGUCGCAAUGUACAGUCUUGAAGACAUCACACAGUUCAAACCCUUUCUGCACAGCGCCGAGUGCACCACUCUCGAUCUCGGCGUCUUAGAUCGCAAAAUGGUUGAAAAAGCCGUACGACGAGUUGCAUCGCUUCCGAUGUUACGGGACCUUACAUUCGAAGCCUAUCGACCGGGGGAUUGCGAUACCUUGGGCUGGUGUUGCUACAUGCUCAAAAAGACAAGCAAGAUUUUGUACGGCCUCCACAUCUUGACCAGCUGUGCCAGACGCGAGGCUGAGUAUGAGAAGUCUCGCAAGGAGCGAGAGUGGGCUUAUGAGGCGAAGGAGCAGGAUUUGGUGACAGUCACGCAAGUACUCGAUGCAUUCCAUAGGGGCAAACAGCCGGAGGGUGGAUAUCUAGGAGAGCUGGACCAUGUGCGACUGUUGUGUCGGCAGUUGAAGCUCCAGUUUUCGAAAGACCUGCGGGAUUUGGUGUUUAGGGGGUAG
Molecule: messenger RNA, 819 nt
Organism: Fulvia fulva
Lineage: Eukaryota; Fungi; Ascomycota; Dothideomycetes; Mycosphaerellales; Mycosphaerellaceae
Exons: 1
Coding region: 1-819 (272 amino acids)
Source: RefSeq, a predicted model, not a curated record